Molecule: messenger RNA, 1039 nt
Organism: Staurois parvus
Lineage: Eukaryota; Metazoa; Chordata; Amphibia; Anura; Ranidae
Source: the annotation of a GenBank genome assembly
AUUGCUAAAGCAUGUUUGCGUGAGUCUUAUUUUGCUGUCUCUUAUGUUCAUAGAAUCGAUGCCUAUGGAUUUGAAAGGCCUGAAGGAUUUGAUUAUACAUUUUAUGAAGACUUUCAUUCCAGAUACUUGGUAGUUCUCACCAGAAGAGCUAUAAAAUGGUCAAAACUUUUGCAGACUUCUGCAGCUGUUGAGAAGAGCAUGAAAGUAAAGCGAUAUAUUAGGAAAGGCAUUCCUAAUGAACAUCGCUGUCACGUGUGGAUGUUAAUAAGUGGAGCACAGGCCAGAUUGGAGAAGAACCCAGGAUACUAUCACAAUGUAUUAGUGGAAGGAAAGAAGAAUGCAAAGCUUGUGGAUGCUGUCAUCACAGAUCUGAACAGAACAUUUCCUGAUAAUGUGAAGUUCCGUAAAGAUUCAAGCCAAUGUUUGCAGCCAAUGCUACAUAAUGUUUUAGUGGCUUAUGGCCACCAUAAUAGCAGUGUGGGCUAUUGCCAGGGUAUGAAUUUUGUCACUGGAUACCUCAUUUUGGUUACUAAAGAUGAGGAAAAGGCCUUCUGGUUGUUGGAUGCUCUUCUUGGACACAUUUUACCUGACUAUUACAGCUCUGCGAUGACUGGUCUUAAAGUAGACCAGGAAGUACUGGGAGACUUUGUAAAACUGAAGAUCCCAGCUGUGGCUGAUUUAAUGGAGAAACUUGGAGUGAUGUGGACUCUUGUGGUUUCCCGUUGGUUUAUUUGCUUGUUCAUAGACAUCCUUCCAGUAGAGACUGUGUUACGAAUAUGGGACUGUUUAUUCUACGAGGGAUCAAAAAUAAUUUUUUCGAGUAGCCUUAACACUAAUAAAACAGUACCAAGCUUUCAUAUUGGAAGGCCGAAACUUUCCAGAUGUGUGUGACAAGUUUAAGGAAAUAACUAAAGGACAAUUGGUCACAGAAUGCCACCUCUUCAUGCAGAAAAUCUUUGUUGACCCGGGAAGUUUAUCAAAAACAACAAUAAUCAAGUUACGGGAGAAACACCGAUCACAGUUGCUCACUCAGGAAUAA